CUGUAGUUUGAACGAUGUCGCUGGAAAAAACAGCAUUUCAUCACUUUUUGGUGACUUUUUAAGGCUGAAUUUGGACUCUUUGGAUUCUCAUGUGGAGGAGAUCAUAAGGCUGCUGUUUGUUCUGGUUAGUUUGCUGACGGUCUGGGCUUUUAUUUCCGUGUCGCCAGUGAGAGAUUCAAACAAGUUGUAAAUAAAAUCCUCAUCAGAGGAACUGAAGUUAUAGAAAUCACCUCUGUCUCCUCUCACAUGGAGAAGAUGAUCUGCAGGAUCCUGCUGCUCAUCAUCCUCAACUCAUGUGUCUGUGCAGCAACAUUUGUAGUGAAUGUGGCACAGAGCUGCUAUCAGGCAGAGGAGAACCACAACAUCACUCUGGAGUGGACCUUCACCACCAGACCUCAUGGAUCCUGGAGACAACUGUUUAUUUUCUGCAGAUGUAUAGCUCCUAACAGAGAACUAGUUCUGUAUCAGGUCCAUGAUGGUGUUGAGGUACCAGAGUCUCAGGAUAAACAGUUUUCAGGACGAGUCCAGAGUGACAAAGACGUCCUCAGAGAAGGACGAAUCAGACUCCAUGUGUCCAGACUGAGGACUGAAGACUCUGGUCUGUAUCAGUGUGACAUGAAGACUGAUGAUGGCGUCAGCUCUGCAGGAUGUCAGCUCAGUGUAUCUGGUGAAUCUCAGGUGAUUGGUUCUCAUGAUCUGAUAAUAGCAACAGUGGGACAGAACGUUAUCCUGCCAUGCCACCUGGAACCACCGUUUGACGUGAGAGAUCUUACAGUCGAAUGGAAAUACCAGGAUGGUACAACGAAGGUUCUAGUACAUUUGUAUCGCAGUCGAGUUGAUUAUCUAGAUGCUCAAGACCCAAAAUACAAAGGCAGAACCUCUCUGUUUCACGAUGAAAUGAGAAACGGCAACAUUUCCCUCCAGUUGACCAAUGUAACUGAAGAGGAUGAAGGGAAUUACUUCUGCUUUGUUCCCAAUCUGUGUUCUCAGGUCAGGAGGGGAAAUAUUACUCUACAUGUUGACAAAAUAGAUGAAAAUGGAGGCCAAGGCCACAGAGGUGGUGCUGGAGAAAAAACCCCAGAGAAUAACAAGGGCAAGGAAACUGCUCUUCAUCUUUAUCUUGGUCUUGGUCUUGGUCUUGGUCUUGGUCUUGGUCUUGGUCUUGGUCUUGGUCUUGGUCUUGGUAUUGGUAUUGGUCUUGGUCUUGGUCUUGCAAUACCAGCCGUCAUCAUCAUCAUUGCUGUACUUUGCUACAGAUUUAGACAAAAUCUAAGGAACCGCGGGCCAGUGAACAACUGUCAAGACGUCAAUGACAGAAACAGAAAUCCUGCAGGAAUUCAACUCCAAGGUGGACAAGGUGGAGGAAAUGAGGAUAAUGUUGACAAUCCUGCAGCAGAGCCUUUAAAUGACCCAGAUGAAAACCUAGAAAACUAAAAUGGUCGAAGCUUGACCCCUAAACUGAACUCUCUUCAACCACUUUCAUGUUCUGGUAUGAAACCUGGGACAUAGAUAGAACUAUGCAGGAUGACAGAAAAAACUCAGUUUGCCUUAAACCCAACAGGAAGUCCUCCAUAUUGGAUCAAAGGGUCCAUUCCGGGGCCAUUUUAGAUUAUAUAAAAAAAAGUGAGGAUGUCUCCUAGCUAUGGUUGUGUUGGGACCCCACAGCCAUGGGUACAACAUGAUGGGCCAGUAAGAACUUUUCUGGAUCUUUCAAAAUAAAUCUCAUUAACCUGCUUCCAGCACAGCCAAGAAUAGGAGUAACAGCGGACUCCCCAUGACUUCACUGCCCGAAUAAAAACCCCGCUUUCGCAACAAACAGACCUCUUCCAUGCAGGUCCCCAGAGGAACUGGACGGAGAGACACAGCGCGCUAAUGUCUCUUUGCUGGCAAACAGACAUAACUCUUCAAACUGGA
This is a messenger RNA of Girardinichthys multiradiatus, 1914 nucleotides long. RefSeq lists its product as uncharacterized. The transcript is spliced from 9 exons. Lineage: Eukaryota; Metazoa; Chordata; Actinopteri; Cyprinodontiformes; Goodeidae. Bases 247 to 1434 code for a protein of 395 amino acids. The record is from RefSeq and is a predicted model, not a curated record.